UUCGAGGAGGAGCGGGAGGCGGCGGCAGCGGACGCGUAGGAAGGCUAGGAGGCGCGGGAGGAGCCGGGGGAAGGAGCGCGGGCCGCGCGGCACGCCGGAGCCGCCCCCGCCGCGUGGGUCCCCUCCCCUGCCUGCCCGCCCCACCCGGGGCCAUCCAGAGCCCCGGCGCACGGCCGCCCGCGGAGGGUCGCCGCGCCAGCCAAGUUGGAAUGGGGGCCUGCAACCACUGCCCGGCGCCCGAGAGGCCACCUGCGUGCUAGAGGCAAACUUUUGUCUCCUCGGGUUGCCACCCAGGACUAUGAGCGGCUGAGAUGGAGACGUCUGCCCCAGCCACUGCCUCGGAGAAGAAAGAAGCCAAAAGCGGGAUCCUGGAGGGCAGUGCUUUCCCUGACCCGGGUAAAAAGGCCUGUCCCCUCGCUGUGGCCGCAGCGGCAGCCGUGGCUGCCCAAGGAGUGCCGCAGCACCUCUUGCCACCGUUCCAUGCACCCUUGCCGAUUGACAUGCGACACCAGGAGGGAAGGUACCAUUACGAGCCUCACUCUGUCCACAGCGUACAUGGGCCGGCUACUCUGAGCGGCAGCCCCGUCAUCUCGGACAUCUCCUUGAUCCGGCUUUCCCCGCACCCUGCUGGCCCUGGGGAGUCCCCAUUCAACGCCCCCCACCCCUAUGUGAACCCCCACAUGGAGCACUACCUCCGGUCUGUGCACAGCAGCCCCACGCUCUCCAUGAUCUCUGCAGCCAGGGGUCUCAGCCCCACCGAUGUGGCCCAUGAGCACCUGAAGGAAAGGGGCCUAUUUGGCCUCGCUGCCCCAGGCACCAACCCCUCAGACUAUUACCAUCAGAUGACACUCAUGGCCGGCCACCCCGCACCCUACGGGGACCUGCUGGUGCAGAGUGGGAGUGCUGCUGGUGCACCCCAUCUCCACGACUACCUCAACCCGGUGGAUGGUGAUGCUGAUGCACCUUUUGUUGGCUGUUGUGCAGUGUCCCGAUUCUCCAGCCCCCGGGUGACCCCCCGCCUGAGCCGCAAGCGGGCGCUGUCCAUCUCUCCGCUCUCAGAUGCCAGCCUUGACCUGCAGCGGAUGAUCCGGACCUCACCCAACUCGCUGGUGGCCUACAUCAACAACUCACGCAGCAGCUCAGCAGCCAGUGGCUCCUAUGGGCACCUAUCAGCGGGUGCCCUCAGCCCGGCCUUCACCUUCCCCCAUCCCAUCAACCCCGUUGCCUACCAGCAAAUCCUGAGCCAGCAGCGGGGCCUGGGCUCGGCCUUUGGACACACGCCACCCCUGAUUCAGCCCUCGCCCACCUUCCUGGCCCAGCAGCCCAUGGCCCUCACCUCCAUCAGCACCGCGCCCACCCAGCUCAAUAGCAGUAGCAACUGUCCGAGUGAUGCCAACCAGAACAAGCAGAGCAGUGAAUCAGCUGUGAGCAGCACUGUGAAUCCCAUCACCAUUCACAAACGCAGCAAGGUCAAGACCGAGGCCGAGGGUCUACGGCCAGCCUCCCCACUGGGACUGACGCAGGAGCAGCUGGCUGACCUCAAGGAAGACCUGGACAGGGAUGACUGUAAGCAGGAGGCCGAGGUGGUCAUCUAUGAGACAAACUGCCACUGGGAAGACUGCACCAAGGAGUAUGACACCCAAGAGCAGCUGGUGCACCACAUCAACAACGAGCACAUCCAUGGGGAGAAGAAGGAGUUUGUGUGCCGCUGGCAGGCCUGCACGCGCGAGCAGAAGCCCUUCAAAGCGCAGUACAUGCUGGUGGUUCACAUGCGGCGGCACACAGGCGAGAAGCCACACAAGUGCACGUUCGAGGGCUGCUCAAAGGCCUAUUCCCGUCUGGAGAACCUGAAGACGCACCUGCGUUCCCAUACCGGAGAGAAGCCAUACGUAUGCGAGCACGAGGGCUGCAACAAGGCCUUCUCCAAUGCCUCUGACCGCGCUAAGCACCAGAAUCGCACCCACUCGAACGAGAAACCCUACAUCUGCAAGAUCCCAGGCUGUACCAAGCGGUACACAGACCCCAGCUCACUCCGGAAGCACGUGAAAACAGUCCAUGGCCCAGAUGCACAUGUCACCAAGAAGCAGCGCAAUGAUGUGCACCUUCGCGCCCCACUGCUCAAGGAGAAUGGGGACAAUGAGGCCAGCAUCGAGCCUGGCGGCCGGGGAUCUGAGGACAGUGCCGAGGCCAGCAGCACCAGCCAGGCAGUGGAGGACUGCCUGCACAUCAGAGCCAUCAAGACAGAGGGCUCCGGGCUGUGUCAGUCCAGCCCCGGGGCCCAGUCAUCCUGCAGCAGUGAGCCCUCUCCCCUGGGCAGUGCCCCCAACAAUGACAGCGGCGUGGAGAUGCCGGGGGCGGGGCCCGGGAGCCUGGGAGACCUGACGGCACUGGAUGACACAACGCCAGGGGCCGACGCCCCAGCCCUCGCUACCCCCUCCACUGGUGGCCUGCAGUUGCGCAAACACGUGAGCUCCAUGCACCGGUUUGAGCAGCUCAAGAGAGAGAAGCUUAAGUCCCUCAAGGAUUCCUGCUCCUGGGCUGGCCCGGCCCCACACACCCGGAACACCAAGCUGCCUCCCCUCCCGGCAAGUGGCUCCAUCCUGGAAAACUUCAGUGGCCCUGGGGGCGGCGGGCCUGCAGGGAUGCUGCCCAACCCCAGGCUGUCUGAGCUGUCUGCUGGCGAGGUGACCAUGCUGAGCCAACUGCAGGAGCGCCGCGACAGCUCCACCAGCACGGUCAGCUCGGCCUACACGGUGAGCCGCCGCUCCUCCGGCAUCUCCCCCUACUUCUCCAGUCGCCGCUCCAGCGAGGCCUCGCCUCUGGGCCCUGGCCGCCCGCACAAUGCCAGCUCCGCGGACUCCUACGACCCCAUCUCCACUGACGCAUCGCGGCGCUCCAGCGAGGCCAGCCAGUGUAGCGGUGGUGGCUCCGGACUGCUCAACCUCACGCCAGCGCAGCAAUACAGCCUACGAGCCAAGUACGCCGCAGCCACGGGCGGCCCGCCACCCACACCACUGCCUGGUCUGGAGCGUGUGAGCCUGCGGACCAGGUUGGCAUUGCUGGACGCGCCCGAGCGUGCGCUUCCCGGCACCUGCCCACACCCACUGGGGCCACGGCGUGGCAGUGAUGGGCCUGUCUAUGGCCACGGCCAUGGCCCCCUGGGGGUCGCGCCUGCCUUCCCCCAUGAGGCACCGGGCGGCGGAGCGCGGCGGGCCAGUGACCCAGUGCGGCGGCCCGACGCCCUGACCUUGCCACGUGUGCAGCGCUUCCACAGUGCACACAACAUGAACCCUGGCCUGCUGCUUCCCUGCGCAGAAAGGCGUGGCCUCCGCCUGCAGAGCCACCCCAGCACCGAGGGCCCCCUGGCCCGCAGCGCCUACUCUCCCCGGCCACCCAGCAUCAGCGAGAAUGUGGUGAUGGAGGCCAUGGCUGCAGGAGUGGAUGGUACAGGGCCCGAGCCUGACCUGGGGCUGCCGGAAGACGACCUGGUACUGCCGGACGAUGUGGUGCAGUACAUCAAAGCGCACACGGGUGGUACGUUGGAUGACAGCACAAGGCAGCUGUAUCCCCCGGAAAGCACUGGCUUCCCUGAGAACCCCAAACUGCCCAGCCCCGGGCUGCACGGCCAUCGAAGGGUAGCAGUUGCAGACUCCAAUGUGGGCCCCUCCACCCCUGGGAUGGGAGGCUGCCAGCUGGGGUAUGGGGCCCCCUCCGGCCUGAACAAAAAUAACAUGCCGGUGCAGUGGAAUGAGGUGAGCUCUGGCACUGUGGACACCCUGCCUAGCCAAGUGAAACCACCGCCCUUCCCCCAGGGCAACUUGGCCAUGGUGCAGCAGAAGUCAGCCUUUGGUCAGUAUCCUGGCUAUAGUACGCAGGGCCUGCAGCCGAGCCCAGGGGUCCUGGAUAGCACACAGACCCGCAGUGGAGCCCCCUCUGCAACCAGAGGCAACUACAUGCAGCAGCUUCGACACCCAGCCACAGGAGGCCAGUGUGUCAGCAUGACCACCGCUGGGAACCCCCACACCACCUAUGGCCCAGCCCACCCGCAACUGAGCCCCAGCAGUGUCAGUGGGAACCUGAACCAGUUCCCCACCUCCUGCAGCAAUAUUGCAGCCAAACCAGGCCCCCUGGGGCUCCCUCAGCAGAUGGAAAUUGGCUCUGACCCCACCUUGAUGGGCAGCCACCAUAGGGAGCUGGGGGUGCCACCACCGCAUGCAACCCAGAGCUACCCACAGCAGAGCCAUCACUUGGCAGCCCCCCUGAGUCAGGAAGCCUACCGCCAGGCCCCUAGCCUCCUCCCUUCCAAUCAGCCUGGCUUUAUGGAGCCUCAGCAGGGCUCCAUGGGGCCGGCGGCAUCCAGCUUUGGCUUAAUACAACCCCGACCACCCCUUGAGCCCAGCCCUGCUGGCCACCACCGUGGGGUACGUGCUGGGCAGCAGCAGUUGGCCUAUGCCAGGGCCACUGGCCAGACUAUGGCCACCAUGUCAGGUAGCCAGGAGACUGCAGAAGCCGUGCCCAAGGGAGCAGUGGGCACCAUCAGGUCACUGCCUCCUCAGCUGGCCCUGCAGGAUGCAGGGGGGACGCAAGACCACAGCAUGGUCUACUACUAUGGCCAGAUCCACAUGUACGAACAGAAUGGAGGCCUGGAAGGCCAUGGAGGCUCCCCAGCUACAAGACCCCAGCCGCCACAAUCACAGCCCUGCCCAGACAGUGUCCAGCCCCAGCCCUUGCCCUCACCAGGAGUCAACCAGGUGUCCAGCACUGUGGACUCCCAGCUCCUGGAGGCCCCCCAGAUCGACUUUGAUGCCAUCAUGGAUGAUGGUGACCACUCGAGCCUGUUCUCCGGUGUGCUGAGCCCCAGCCUCCUCCACAACCUCUCCCAGAGCUCCUCCCGCCUCACCACCCCUCGGAAUUCCCUGACCCUGCCCUCCAUCCCCACGGGCAUCAGCAACAUGGCAGUCGGGGACAUGAGCUCCAUGCUCACCAGCCUAGCCGAGGAGAGCAAGUUCCUGAACAUGAUGACCUAAGGCCCCAACCCCUGGCCCAGAGAGGGCCCAGAGGGGUCCUUGCUUCCCUGGAGUACAGCAAUUCUACUCUCCCAUCCAUUUCAUCUUUUUCAAAGAGUAAUAUUAAGUUGACCGAAGAGUUUUUGCCAGUGGCUGGUUCAGGCUACAGAUGUUUUAAGAGAGGGUUUAUGGGCAUCCUCUCUGGUCUCUUGGACUAUAUUUUGGAACACUAAAAAGAGUCUUAAUCGGCACGGAAAGAGUGAAAAGCACAUUUACACAGCGCUUGCCAGGCUUUGGUGUUUAUGGGACCACUCUGUUCUGGCUUCUUCGCUCUGUCAUUUGGCUAAUGAGGGAUUACAUUGGCCAGCAGCUUUCAAGUAUAUGUGGAGACAGCAAGAAACCACGGUUGGGUUUGAAUCCGAAAGUGGUACUUGGAGAGUCUGCUUCGAGAAGAUGGGCUUCUCAUUCUGCCACCUGCCAGAAAAAGGAAUUUGGGGCUCUUUCUUUGGAUUUUUCUUUGAGCUUAAAUCUUGAGGUCACUGAGGUCCCUUGCCAAAGAGGAGAAAAUCGCAGUCUGCCAGGACGUUUCGGAAGCACAUUGUAAUUCCAGGUUUGGUAGAGUUGGCAUCUCUACCCUCUGGAGCAGGGUUCGGGACCAACAGAUUGGCCAAGUGUGUGUGAAUGAAUAAAAUAUAUAAAUAUUGCCAGUGUACUAUAUGGGGCAAGUCCAGAGGCUGCCCAUGUUUACAGUGUUCCUGCAUGGAGAAUGUAGCCCUUCCUGAAAAGAACGCUUGUUCCUAAAUACCUCGGGGCUGCCAGAGCUACUGCGGGUUAGAGAUGGACUAGGCCUUGAGGAGGUGGGGAUGCAGCCGGGGCCCAGCCUCAGGCCACCCCGGAACAUUCCCAGUAGGAAGAGGAAGUCGCAUGUUUACUCAGCCUUGUUUCUCCAAUGCACUAUCUGCCCACUUUACCAUGGAAAACCCAAGGGCUUGACAGUGGCCUCUACCCAGGCUCCCCUAAGCUAUGCUGAGUGGCCCUUGGCUGCCAGCAGCCCAGUGGUCCAUGCCAAGCCACGACAUGCAGUCCCAGUACCUUAUGGAUUCCUUAACCUCCGUGUCCUCCUCCCCCAGUUAUUUGGCAGAGAAUGAUGACAUGCAUGGUCUUUGGGGUGGGGUGGGGGGGUGAAGGGGUUGAUUUUCAGACUCUGAGGGAUCAUUGCUGAAGUUUCCUGUUCAGUGUGACCAAGCCUCACCUCAAAGUGGAAUUUGGAACUGGCUCCAAGAAGACGUCGUUCUAGCACAUCCUGCAGGAUGAAUCAGUGCAUCUUCUGCACCACCACACACGCACGCACACACACACAUCCCAGACUUUCUGCUGAAUUUGUAGCAUCCUGGCCAAACCAACUGCAUCACUCAGAGCUUCGUUCUUGCUGUGCCCUUGGCUUCAGUGAGGAACUUCUUAGCAAUUCCUACAAGCAGGGCCAGAACCUGAUUAGCUGGGUCCCCUGUGUCCCUGCACAUCGAGCGCCUUGUUAAGGCCCACAGACAAGGCCAGCUCCAGAUGACAGUCCUGGGACAUCACCGAGCUUGUGGUGGUGUGUGUCCCCUCCUAAGUUGAGACUGUGCUCACUAUUCCCAACCUGUAUAUAUUCUGUGCAGAAGAUACCAUCCUUGAAUAUAUUGUAGGUGAAUUGUCCAGCCAAAUUUAUAUCUCCAAAACAUUUUUAGCUUUUUCUACAUGCUAUGAAUUGAGAUGACAUGCUCAACUUGUAAAUAAGUCUUUUUGUACAUUAAAAAAGUAAUUUUUUCAUAA
Messenger RNA from Chinchilla lanigera (long-tailed chinchilla), 6818 nucleotides. It is a transcript of the gene Gli2, whose product is annotated as GLI family zinc finger 2. Gene Ontology annotation, molecular function: RNA polymerase II cis-regulatory region sequence-specific DNA binding; DNA-binding transcription factor activity, RNA polymerase II-specific. Gene Ontology annotation, biological process: smoothened signaling pathway; regulation of transcription by RNA polymerase II. Gene Ontology annotation, cellular component: nucleus. The record is from RefSeq and is a predicted model, not a curated record. NCBI's taxonomy places the organism in Eukaryota, Metazoa, Chordata, Mammalia, Rodentia, Chinchillidae.